AUGUUGCCCUUUGUAUGCCAUAGCUGCUUCAAGACCUCUCUUGUUAAAAUUAAACCAAUUUCCAACCAAAAAAAAUUGAUUAUCCCUCCAAUUACUUCUUCAUAUACUUCUUCUUCACCCUAUUUAAACAUUCAAUUUAGUUUCAUUAUAUUAAAACGAUAUUGGUAUAUAAGACCCAAUGAUCAAGCAUCUGAACGUGUGGGUAGAACAUUGGAAAGUAUGAUCACUUUAUCUCCAAUCGUUAUUCAUCUUUCUGAUAUCAAGCUCUAUGAUAGACUCGAUUACAUUAUAUCAGAUUUGCUAAAGGAUUUUAAGGCCGAGUUUGAAGAUCAACAUCACGAUAUAGUUGAACAAACAACUAAUAAGUUGCAAACCUUCAUGAUGACUACUGAGAUGAUGUCAAAGGUACGUGUGGUUAUAGCAUUAACGAUUGAUCAAUAUUGCGAUGGUAGAAUUUUGUUAGCAUUGGAAGAAUCAUCAUCUGUUGUUGGAAUGGUACCGGCUAGUAAAUCAUCAAUAGAGUUGCUAGAGACGAUUGAAACUGAUGAAAGAAAUAACAACGAUGAUUGUUUGGUAUGUUUAGAUGAAAUAGGGGAGGAAACUCAAGUACUGCAUUUGCCUUGUUCGCUUAUGUUUCAUGGAGAUUGCAUUACAAAGUGGUUAGAGAAUAGCCAUUACUGUCCGCUUUGCCGUUUUGAGAUGCCCACAGAUUAG
Molecule: messenger RNA, 714 nt
Organism: Solanum stenotomum
Lineage: Eukaryota; Viridiplantae; Streptophyta; Magnoliopsida; Solanales; Solanaceae
Product: E3 ubiquitin-protein ligase SDIR1-like
Exons: 1
Coding region: 1-714 (237 amino acids)
Biological process (GO): protein ubiquitination
Cellular component (GO): cytoplasm
Molecular function (GO): ubiquitin protein ligase activity
Source: RefSeq, a predicted model, not a curated record